Pungitius pungitius (ninespine stickleback) is the source of this 2336-nucleotide messenger RNA. Its product is annotated as aspartate aminotransferase, mitochondrial-like. Gene Ontology annotation, biological process: biosynthetic process; L-aspartate catabolic process. The coding region runs from base 81 to 1367 and encodes 428 amino acids. Lineage: Eukaryota; Metazoa; Chordata; Actinopteri; Perciformes; Gasterosteidae. Gene Ontology annotation, molecular function: pyridoxal phosphate binding; L-aspartate:2-oxoglutarate transaminase activity. The record is from RefSeq and is a predicted model, not a curated record. The transcript is spliced from 10 exons. Gene Ontology annotation, cellular component: mitochondrion.
AGCGUAAAGCGCCGUGAUCGUGGCUGCCCUUCACGUCCGUCCACAUCCUUCGAGCCUCUGCUCCCAAGCGCUGCACAACGAUGGCCCUGCUCAAGUCCAAUAAGGUGAUCUACUGCCUGGGGAACAUUUCCCCGUCCCUGGGAGUCCUCUCCACCCGCAACAGCUCAUGGUGGGGUGGCGUGCAGAUGGGUCCCCCCGAUCCCAUCCUGGGGGUGACCGAGGCGUUCAAGAGGGACACCAACCCCAAGAAGAUGAAUCUGGGAGUGGGAGCCUACAGGGAUGACCACGGCAAGCCCUUUGUGCUCAGCUGCGUCCGCAAGGCAGAGGAUAUUAUCACUGCCAAACACAUGGAUAAGGAGUACCUUCCCAUUGGAGGUUAUGGGGAGUUCUCAAAGUCCUGCGCCCAACUCGCUCUCGGUGCUGAUAGUGAAGUCUUGAAGAGCAGCAGGAACAUCACUGUCCAGACCAUCUCAGGAACUGGAUCCCUGCGCAUCGGAGCCAACUUUUUGGCUCGCUUCCAUGGAGGUCCACGUGACGUGUACCUGCCCAAGCCGUCCUGGGGAAACCACACCCCCAUCUUUAGAGACGCUGGCAUGCAGCUCAAGGCAUACAGAUACUAUGACCCAUCCACCUGCGGCUUUGACUUCAAAGGAGCUCUCGACGACAUCUCUAAAAUCCCCGAGCAAAGUGUGAUCAUGCUGCACGCUUGUGCCCACAACCCCACGGGUGUGGACCCCAAGCCUGAGCAGUGGAAGGAGAUUUCUGACAUUGUGAAGAAAAGGAACCUGCUGGUGUUUUUCGACAUGGCCUAUCAGGGCUUUGCGAGUGGAGACAUCGAUCGUGAUGCCUGGGCUGUGCGCUACUUCAUCGAGCAGGGCCACAACAUCCUGCUGUCCCAGUCCUUUGCCAAGAACAUGGGGCUCUAUGGUGAGCGUGUGGGCGGCUUCACUGUGGUGUGUAACGACACAGAGGAGGCAAAGAGAGUAGAGUCUCAACUUAAGAUCCUCAUCAGGCCCAUUUACUCCAACCCACCAAUGAACGGUGCCAGAAUUGCAGCAACCAUUCUCAAUACACCAGAUCUGCGCUCACUGUGGCUGGAGGAGGUUCAUUUUAUGGCCAACCGCAUCAUUAAGAUGAGAGAACAGCUGGUGGCGGGUCUGAAAAAAGAGGGCUCCUCCCACAACUGGCAGCAUGUCAUCGACCAGAUUGGGAUGUUCUGCUUCACAGGCCUCAAACCGGAACAGGUCGAGCGCCUGACGAAGGAGUUUUCCGUGUACAUGACCAAAGAUGGCAGGAUUUCCAUGGCAGGCGUGACCUCUGGGAAUGUGGGCUACCUGGCACAGGGGAUCCAUGCGGUCACUAAGUAGAGCGGAUCCUGCUGGGAGAGCUACAUAAUCAAAGCAGCAGUGUUUACGAGGAGCAUUGCACUUAUUCACUGUCUCCUCCAUUCCACCGUCUAGAAAAGAGCUGUGUUUAGUUCGACAUGCUAUCAAUUAGAUUUCAUCAUGAGUUCAACUUGCCGCUAUCAAAAAGUGUUUAUUCAGUUAAAAAGACACCCCACGUUGUAAACGGUAUAUUUUCUCCCACUGACUGAUUAUCUUUGCUUAUUUAUUAUGUGGCAUCAACGAUUGGCUGUGUAUUGGCGUCCUCCUAAAUUUGUGCGGUUUAUCUGCAGCGGGCCCAAUCGCAUCUCAAAACCUGUUAAAAUAUAAUGGUGGCGUCGUAGCACUUUAAGUUUAAAGGCACUGUUAAAGUUUCAAGAUUAGGCCGGCAUUGUGUUUGCAUUGUGUUUUAAUUUGUUAAUCAGGAAAUCAAUCCACUAUCAUGCUAAUCUGCAGUGGUCAGUCUGAACUAAUCAAUGCUCCAGUAAUUUACUCCUUAUCUUUUGUUGGCACUUCCAAUCAUUCUUCUCCCUUCUAGUCUAGUUGCUGGCAGGGCGACAGUCCCUUUUUAACGCCUGAUACAAAUUCACAAGCCAAACACUGCUGGGCUGAAGCAAUCAAUACUCUGAAUGAAAUAAACAAUGGAGAUGUGUUUUACAUAUUCAACCAUAGCCCUAAAUUCAAAGCCUUAUUAAGAUUUGUAUUUCCAUCCUGCUGUCUUUGUUUGAUAGACCUGAGUGGAUUAAGUGAUCCUAGUUUGGGGAGUUGCUGGAGGAUUAUACACCUACUGCUCAUUCACUCAGACAUCACGUGUGCGUGUGUACAGUGAAUAAAUCUGUGGGAUUUCACCCCAGCCGUCUCAUACUUCUGAAACCUCUGGCAUUACGCCACUCUGUUUGCAUUCUGUCAUCUGUAAUCUUAUUGACCGAACAAUAAAUGGUUAUAGAAGAUUGA